Molecule: messenger RNA, 664 nt
Organism: Daphnia magna
Lineage: Eukaryota; Metazoa; Arthropoda; Branchiopoda; Diplostraca; Daphniidae
Product: pro-resilin
Exons: 3
Coding region: 124-489 (121 amino acids)
Cellular component (GO): extracellular matrix
Source: RefSeq, a predicted model, not a curated record
AAUGGACACGCCCGGCAAUGGAUGUUACUCGGUCUCUUCCCACGCGCCUACUCGUAUAUAUAAAGCUGUACGGGAUGACAAGAAAGCAUCAGUUCCAUCCGUUCCUUCCACUAGCAACCAACAAUGCAUCAGUUUGCCGUCAUCGUUGUUUUCGCCGCCGUGGCUUUCGCUGCCGAGCUUCCGUACCCGAAACCAUCUGGUUAUCCGGCUCCCAGUUACGACAAGCAGCCAUUGAUGCCGUACAAUUUUGGCUACACUGUCAAGGAUGACCCAACUUACAACAACUUUGCUCAUCAAGAGACGGCUGACACGAAAGCUGUCACUGGAUCUUACCGUGUUGCCCUGCCCGAUGGCCGUACUCAGAUUGUCUCAUACAAGGCUGAUGAAUACGGUUACGUCGCUGACGUGAAAUACGAGGGAGAAGCUAAAUAUCCUGAAUACAGCAAACCUGCUUACAAGCCAGCAGCAUCCCAGAGCUACGGACAGUGAAUUGCUGUAUCUAAAAAUGUCGGUGCUUUCCUCAGACACUCAAUUUUGUACUUGAUCUGUAAUUACUUUGAGAAAAAGUGUCUCACAAAAAUCUGCUCGAUCUCUUGAUCAUACCGUUGAACAAGGACUUGGAACGCAUCAUAUAGAUUUCACAAAUAAAAAGAUUUAUCAUUCA